GGGAGUGGGGGAGGGGAGGCAGAGUAAUCCAAGUUGUUUAUUUGUUGAUUCUGAUUACGAAAUAACCGCACGGGUUUUCAUCUCUCUGUAUUAUUUGCCUCCGUGUUGCAGCCUGAGGAAGUGACUCAGUUAUUAACAGAUUUGACGCUAUCAGAAUAAAACCACAACGGCUGUUAUGAGGCGCGAGGGGGACUGGCAGCCUCCUGCGCUCGUGUCACGUUCUUCUGUCAAAACGUGAAACUGCCGCUAUACUGGACUGCGGCCGGUGGCGCGGGGGUGAUUCAGUUGGAGUUUACAGACAGAAAAUGGGAAAUAGCUGCGAAAAAACAAAGGCGAACGAGACUAUUUAACAAUUUUAUCAGGCAUUCGUGAAGAUACCCCUUUUUACAGGCGGAGGGACUUAGUCUGCCCUGUCAGCCACGCUCCAUGCCAUUGGUCAACACACCCGGAGCCCCACCUACCGGAAGAAGAUGAUCAGGAUGUCAUUGGACAAAGAGACUGUCCUAUCCAGAGACCCAGUCCUCCCAGCAUGCCCUGGGGCUGGGGGUGGAGCUCUGAACGACCAGUCCAACAGCCUAGUCCCCAAACCAGGAAAGACACGCCCCCUCUGUCCGAAAAAUGGGAUCCAGGCUCCACCCACACCCCAGGCCCCACCCCCUGCCUCCCAGCAGCGAAUGGCGAAGCGGCGUUACUCUGUGGGCGUUGGCUUCAAGCAUCCGGGCUUCAGCAAGCGCCGUCGCCGUGCCAACAGCGACAGCCAAUCAGAGCCCUCCCUCCCCACCAACUUUCUCCUGGGCGGGAACAUCUUUGACCCGCUGAACCUCAACUCCCUAUUGGACGAGGAGGUGAGCCGCACGCUGAACGCGGCCACGCCACAAAGCUCUCCCCUGCCGGCGCGGGCCAGAGACCCCGUCCAGAUCCUGGUACCCCGUGACAUCACGGACCCCCUCAACCUGAAGAGUGGGGGGCCGGGGGGGCUGCUGCUGUCCCCCCUGAAGAGCAGGAAGAGGCACAGGAACAGGCACCACGGGGCCGACGCCCUCUCUGACUCCGCCAGGUCGAAGGUCGCAGGUGAGCUGGGGUUGGGGGCGCAGGCUGCUGCAGUACCAGCACCGUCCAGAGAGGGCAGUGUGGCAUCUCCUCUCCCCUACGAGCUCAACACUUCCAUCAAUUGCAGGGACGAGGUGGUCCCGCCCAUCCUGCCCCGGAGACACACCCACCCAGGUCCCUCCUCCAAGACCCGUCACCAUGUUGACGGCCAUCGCCCACGGAAACGCCGGCGCACGACCUCCGCCAGGUCUGAGCACCCUCCGUCUCUGACUCCGCCCCCUCCGAGCUUCCACACGCCACUGGGGGCGGGGCCUCAGAGGCACAAGCCGCCGCCACCUCCUCCGAGGAAGAAGAACAAGUAUCUCCAUGGCAACUUCAGCCGUUACUAUGGCUACCGCGGUUGCUACGGCGCCGGAGGCGAGGGGCGGGUCGGGCCAGGGGAAGAUCCACGCCUCGACAUGCUGCAGCCUGAUUGGUUCAGAGGGAAGAUGGCACUGGACAUUGGCUGCGGCACGGGUCACAUGACCCUGGCCAUCGCUCGCAGGUUUGGCCCCGCCCACAUCCUGGGCGUGGACAUGGAUGAGCACCUGGUGCACGCCGCCAGGAAGAACAUACGGCACUUCCUGUCUCAAAGCCUCGCACAGGAAGCUGAGGAGAAGGGGGGGGGUGGGUCACUGGAGGAUCCUGGGAAACAAACGAUGGCUGCAGGAGUUGAUGGAAGCAGGAGGGAGGAGAGAGGAGAGGAGGGGAGGGAGGAGAAAGGAGAGGAAGAGUUACAGAGGUUACUGACAGUGUUGGGGCGCCCCCCAGACAGGAAGACUCACGCCCCUUUCCCGCUCUCUCUCCGGGUGACCAGGGGCCCCCUAGCCGCCCCUCCCCUGGCCGCCCCUCCCCACCCCGGAACAUUCCCCCACAACGUCACCUUCCUCACGGGCAACUAUGUGAUGGACAGGGAGGCAGAGCUGGAGCAGUAUGAUGUCAUCCUGUGUCUGGGCGUGGCCAAGUGGGUGCAUCUUCACCAUGGUGACUGGGGAGUUACCAGGCUGUUCAGACGAGCCUAUCAAAGCCUCCGGCCAGGAGGGCACUUCCUGCUCGAGGCCCAAUCAUGGAGCAGCUAUUGUCACAGCAAGAGGACCUCGGAGAUAACGUUGAAGAACUUCCGGAACAUUCGUCUGCGUCCGGAGAAGUUCUGUUCCUACCUGACCUCCUCCAAGGGAGGGUUCACCUCCUACCACCUCCUCCUCUCAGACACAGGUUACCACAGGCCCAUCUACCUUUUCCACAAAGGCCCCACUUCCAGGAAGUGACACAACAGGAAGUGACACAGCAGGAAGGAAAUGGCGGUCAGCCCAGGGCUUGGUGUGUGACUGGACAACCUCUGACUACAAGAAACUGAUUGCUAGACCACAGGAUUGGACAGCUCUGUGAUCAUGUGAUCUGCUUGUUCACAGAAGACUGGGAGACACAUCUCACACACACAUCACACACACACAUCACAAACACCUAACACACACUCACACACACAUCACACACACAUCACACACACAUCACAAACACCUAACACACACAUCACACACACAUCACACACACAUCACACACAUCACAUGUGUGUGUCAGUGUUUCAAAGAGUGUGUGUGUGUGUGUGUGUGUGUGUCAGAGAGUGUGUGUGUGUCAGAGAGUGUGUGUGUGUGUGUGUGUGUCAGAGAGUGUGUGUAUGUGUGUCAGAGUGUGUGUGUGUGUGUGUCAGAGAGUGUGUGUGUGUGUCAGAGAGUGUGUGUUUGUGUCAGAGAGUGUGUGUUUGUGUCAGAGAGAGAGUGUGUGUGUGUCAGAGAGUGUGUGUGUGUCAGAGAGUGUGUGUUUGUGUCAGAGAGUGUGUGUUUGUGUCAGAGAGAGAGUGUGUGUGUGUCAGAGAGUGUGUGUUUGUGUCAGAGAGUGUGUGUUUGUGUCAGAGAGAGAGUGUGUGUCAGAGAGUGUGUGUGUGUUAACCAUGUCGUAGUUUCUAUUUUUCAUCAAUAAAAUGUAUUGAUUAACCUGC
This is a messenger RNA of Osmerus eperlanus (European smelt), 3085 nucleotides long. RefSeq names its product 7SK snRNA methylphosphate capping enzyme-like. Gene Ontology annotation, molecular function: O-methyltransferase activity; RNA methyltransferase activity; snRNA binding. Lineage: Eukaryota; Metazoa; Chordata; Actinopteri; Osmeriformes; Osmeridae. The record is from RefSeq and is a predicted model, not a curated record. The transcript has 5 exons. Bases 471 to 2357 code for a protein of 628 amino acids. Gene Ontology annotation, biological process: snRNA modification.